AAUAUUUCUCAUCAUGAUUUUUUUUUAAUCCAAAAACAUGGCAGGCCUAAUAACCGUUCGACUCCCUUUCUGGGAAGUUUUGGAACAUGAAACUUUUGGUAACUCAUGAAACAUGGAAGUUUUGGAAACUCACAGUCCUCAGGCUUAGAUGUUGGAAAGAAGAAGUAAUAUUCUUUAAUAAGGCAUUGGUAAAAUAUUCUCUUUAGAACCAUAAUUGAUUGCAAUUUUGUAAUGUCUACUCAUUUAUACUUCUAUAAUAUUUACCAUGAAAAUGAUGUACUAAAGUGUAUAUUCUUAGCUUAAAUGGUAAUUAUUUUAUUUAAUCAUUAACUCUGAACAAUAACAUAAAUGAAAGUUUGCUCUUUGUACUUCUGUGCAACAACACAGCUCUUCCUGAACUCAUAAAAGCCGUAUGGAAAUAUAACUCUGUUUUAAAUUGAAGAACACAGUUGACAACCUAUUUAGUACAUUUAGGAGAAUUUUCCUUUCAGUUUUGUAUUCAGUGUUAAACCAGUAAAGCUGAGACAGAACGCAUGGUGGCGCUGCAGGGUAAGGUGAUAAAAAAAGAGACUUGCCUUGAAAACAGUAGCUCCAGUAUCCAGCUAGUUUCACACUGCCUAGAAGCUGCCUGAAGAAUAGCUUUCUCAGCCAGAGCGAAAGUGAGUGUGAAGCCUCUCUAAAACUAUAUUUAGUGACAAAGCUCUGACCUGCGAGGGCUACCAGGAUCUUGGGCAUAUAUGAAGCUCCUGUGAACCCAGCUGUCAGGAAAGAGCAAUGGAGACUGGACGGAGGCACAAUCACAGACAAAGGCAAGUCCUAGUUUUCUUUGUUUGCCUGAGCAUGUCUUGGGGGAGCGCUGAUUUGGGGCCCUAUUCAGUAGUGGAAGAAACAGAGAGAGGCUCCUUUGUGGCAAAUUUAGCAAAAGACCUGGAGUUGGGGUUGACAGAGAUGGCUACUCGAUCGGUCAGGAUCAUUUCCCAGGGGAACAAAGAGCAUCUGCAGCUUAACGUUCAGACGGGGGAUUUGCUCCUAAAUGAGAAGCUAGAUCGAGAGGAGCUAUGCGGUCCAACUGAGCCUUGCAUAUUACAUUUCCAAGUAUUAAUGGAAAAACCUUUAGAGAUAUUCCAGACAGAACUGAGGGUGAAGGACAUCAAUGACCAUUAUCCUGUGUUCAAUGAAAGAGAAAUUAUUCUAAAAAUACCAGAAAACAGUCCUAAAGGAACUGCAUUCCCUCUGAGUAAUGCUCUGGACUUGGAUGUAGGCAGCAACAAUAUUCAGAACUAUACAAUCAGCUCCAACUUCCAUUUCCGGGUUAUAACCCACAAUCGCAGCGAUGGCAGAAAAUACCCUGAGCUGGUGUUGGACAAAGAGCUGGAUCGGGAGGAGGAGCCCGAAAUCUCAUUAACGCUGACAGCGCUGGAUGGCGGCACUCCACCAAGGUAUGGGACAACCCAGGUUCGAAUUGAGGUGAUGGACAUCAACGAUAAUGCCCCUCAGUUUCAGCAGUUGCUCUACAAGGUGAAUAUUCCCGAAAACAGCCCAGUAGGCUCCCUGGUUGUCACUGUUUCUGCGAGCGAUGUAGACAGUGGACUCUAUGGGAAAAUAUCAUACGCAUUCUUUCAGCCUUCUGAAGAUAUUAGUAAAACUUUAGAGGUAAAUCCAAAGACAGGCGAAAUUCGACUGAGAAAACAAGUAGAUUUUGAAACAGUUCUCUUUUAUGAAGUGGAUGUCAAGGCCACUGAUGGGGGCGGCCUCUCAGGAAAAUGCACUCUUCUCCUGCAGGUAGUGGAUGUGAAUGACAAUCCUCCGGAAGUGACAGUAUCUGCACUUACCAGCCCCAUCCCAGAGAACACCCCUGAAAUUGUAGUUGCUGUUUUCAGUGUUUCAGAUCCUGACUCUGGGAACAAUGGGAAAACAACUUCCUCCAUACAAGAUGACCUUCCUUUUCUUCUAAAACCUUCAGUCAAGAACUUCUACACCUUAGUAACGGAGAGAACACUGGACAGAGAGGAAAGAGCCGAGUACAACAUCACGAUCACGGUCACUGACAUGGGAACCCCCAGACUGAAAACCGAGCACAACAUAACCGUGCUGGUGUCCGACGUCAACGACAACGCCCCCGCCUUCACCCAGACCUCCUACACCCUGUGGGUCCGCGAGAACAACAGCCCCGCCCUGCACAUCGGCAGCGUCAGCGCCACAGACACAGACGCGGGCGCCAACGCCCAGGUCACCUACUCGCUGCUGCCGCCGCCCGACCCACACGUGCCCCUCGCCUCCCUCGUGUCCAUCAACCCCGACAAUGGCCACCUCUUCGUCCUCACGUCCCUGGACUACGAGGCCCUGAGGGCCUUCGAGUUCCGCGUGGGCGCCGCCGACCGCGGCUCGCCCGCGCUCAGCAGCCAGGCGCUGGUGCGCGUGCUCGUGGAGGACGCCAACGACAACUCGCCCUUCGUGCUCUACCCGCUGCAGAACGCCUCGGCGCCCUGCACCGAGCUGGUGCCCAGGGCGGCCGAGCCCGGCUACCUGGUGACCAAGGUGGUGGCGGUGGACGGCGACGCGGGCCAGAACGCCUGGCUGUCGUACCAGCUGCUCAAGGCCACGGAGCCCGGGCUGUUCGGCGUGUGGGCGCACAACGGCGAGGUGCGCACGGCGCGGCUGCUGAGCGAGCGCGACGCGCCCAAGCAGCGGCUGGUGGUGCUGGUCAAGGACAACGGCGAGCCGCCGCUGUCGGCCAGCGUCACGCUGCACGUGCUGCUGGUGGACGGCUUCUCGCAGCCCUACCUGCCGCCCCCGGAAGCGGAAGCGGCGGCCGCGGCGCCGGCCGACCCGCUCACCGUCUACCUGGUGGUGGCCUUGGCGUCGGUGUCGUCGCUCUUCCUCUUCUCGGUGCUGGUGUUCGUGGCGGUGCGGCUGUGCAGGAGGGGCGGGGCGGGCUCGGCGGGUCGCUGCCGGGUGCCCGAGGGCCACUUCCCGGGCCACCUGGUGGACGUCAGCGGCACGGGGACCCUGUCGCAGAGCUACCAGUACGAGGUGUGUCUGACAGGAGGAACUGGGACGAAUGAGUUCAAGGUCCUAAAGCAUAUUCUCCCCAAUCUCUCAUCCAAGAGCAUAGGUAGCGAAGUGGAAGAAAACCCCUCGUUUCAGGGUAGCGUUGGAAUUUAAUAAUUCAUAGGAACUUAUUUAAUAAAGACAUUUUCUUCCUAUUUUUUGUUUAAAAUACUACCACCACCAAUAAGGUAGUAUUUAAUUUUCUCUGUUUUGUUUAUCCUCAAUUUCCAACUUUGUUCAACUUCACAAGUUUCCUUUAAUUCAUAUUUCAGUUCAGUGAAGCAUUUCUCACCAGAAUCCCAACGAGUGAAAUAGAUUUUAUCGUCAAAGUUGGUUUUACCACAUUUUCCCCACUUUAUACAUCUUUAUUGACUUUGUGUUUACAUUUAAAUGUCAGCUCUUAAUACUUAAGUUACUAAGAUAAUCUGCUGCAUGUUAUCUGUAUGUUUACUAUUUGAUUUUUUCAAAACUGGUAUUUUGGGUGAUUUGUCAAUCUAGAUUUUCAUUACAGCAAUUUUCUUAAAUUAUGUUACUUUUAAAAACAUUCUCUGUAUUGCCAUUUACUUAUUUAAAAUAUAGUAUUUCUAUUGGGUGAUGUCUCUUAUCUGAAAAUAAGAAACAUGAUUUUAGGAUACUGAGAGUGUGUGUAUAUAUAUAUAUAUGUUUGCAGACAAAAAAAAGCAAAAAUAUCAUUAUUCUAUAGUAUCACAUAGAAAUGUUUAAUAGUUUGUUGCUUUUAAUUUUGUAUGAAAAAAAUCAGAGAUUCCUGUCAAAUUUUUAGGGGCUAACAAUGCAGUCCCAUUCAGGCAAAAAACAAGUCAUCAAGCAGCGGUUUAUACCCUAUGGACUUUAUGUUUAAAAAUUCGAGUGUUU
This is a messenger RNA of Odocoileus virginianus texanus, 3924 nucleotides long. Its product is annotated as protocadherin beta-16-like. Gene Ontology annotation, cellular component: plasma membrane. Gene Ontology annotation, molecular function: calcium ion binding. NCBI's taxonomy places the organism in Eukaryota, Metazoa, Chordata, Mammalia, Artiodactyla, Cervidae. The record is from RefSeq and is a predicted model, not a curated record. Gene Ontology annotation, biological process: homophilic cell-cell adhesion.